Messenger RNA from Puccinia graminis f. sp. tritici CRL 75-36-700-3, 618 nucleotides. RefSeq lists its product as uncharacterized. The transcript is spliced from 6 exons. The record is from RefSeq and is a predicted model, not a curated record. Lineage: Eukaryota; Fungi; Basidiomycota; Pucciniomycetes; Pucciniales; Pucciniaceae. The coding region runs from base 1 to 618 and encodes 205 amino acids.
AUGCCUCGCCCACCCAAGAAAAAAGCUAAAAAGAAUGCUGAAAACAAAGACGAUUUUAGAUCCAAGAGCGGCAAAGCCUCAGACCUGGAAGCAGAAUCAUCCGAUGAAAUGAAGAACCUGGCCAGCAUUGUCAAAUUAAAACGGAGCUCAAAAACUGGAAAUCAUUCGUUCGAGAUUUUCGAAAGAAAAUGCUCUCAACUAAUCGAAAACACGACAAAGGAGAUCGAGCUCAAAAUAAAGACUCAUGAAGAAAACUUAGCUCGAAUAUAUGAAUCAGUUGAAGAGAUAAAUGAAGAAGUCGAACCCGGGGAAAAUGAGGCUGUUUUUGAAAGAAAAUUGAAUAAAAACUUUGACGCUGAGAUCAACUCUUUAUCACGAGCUCUCACCGACAUGAACACUCAGAAAAGCUGCGAUCGUGACGAAUUGCAGGUAGAUUCGGAGCUUCUGGAAGAGCUCAAUCUGCGACCAGAACGAUUGGCUGAAUUUUCACAGUUAAUGACUGCUGAAUGCAAAAGAGGGUUUCGGAUGUACUGUGAAAACAAUCUACUGGUUUCUGAUGCUCGAAAAUUCAAAGAAAGAUAUAAAGCUCUGAUGAAAGAAGCGUUAUGGGCAAAAUAA